UCGCAAAAACACUAACUUCCCACCCCGCAUCGCGUUCGUUCCUCGCUGAUCGUUCUGACUGUCCCCGAAGUUUUCGUGAUUUUUCUCACUCAUUUUACAGAAUUGAGUUAAGAAUAACAGACUAAAUUCUCCACGGUGCAAUUGUCAUUGAUACCAUUUUUUGAUAAAUCGAGUACCGAGAUACUGUCGUUGCAUUACGGACAAAAUACGUGUGUAAAUAAACUAUACGAAAGUUCAACGAAACUCUGCGCAAUAAUGAUAGACUCGAUUCGCGAUGGAAAAAUUAAGUGAAAAACGACGUCGCCCCAAACACCCAUCGGGACAACCGGUUCCACAGAUUCCCAGAUACAGAGAUGAUCCCGAUAACAUUACAGCGGUGGAUAAUUCCUGCAAAUAUUAUCAGGCUAACGAAAUUCAUCCCAGCAAAGGAAGAAACGAGAGAAGACAAUCGAAUUCCAUGAUCGAUUAUAACAAGAAUCAUUACGGUUGCAACGAUGUCCCAAAGACGUCGCGGAAACACGCAAUAUCGAAUUUGUCGCGUAUAAAAUACUUCGUCCCGCAAACACAAGAAGAAUUUGAAAAUAAAAACGAGAAUGCAUUGAGACAACCGAGGAAUCAGGGGUCUCAACAAUUAGCCAACAACACGAAGUAUACGAAAAACGCUGCAGUAAGGAAAAAUCAUUACAUCGAUGACUACAGUGAUGCUCAUGAAUGUGAAAAUUCAACGGUCAAUGAAAAUAUCAACGUGGCGGAUGAGACGAGUGAGGAAGUUGUCGACGAGGAACAUCUCGGCGAUUUGACAGAAUUCAAUGAAAAAGACUACGAAGAACACGAAGCCGAUCAUGAAAUUGACGAAGAAACAGACGUAUGGGAACGAGGUCCUGAGAGAUCAAGAUUCUGCAGGAAAAUGCGAAUGGAAUCAUUGCCGAGAAAUCACAAAAUUUCCAGUGCGCCUUUAGCCUCGCGUUUUCAUCGCGGCGGGGGAAAAAAUGCGGACAGAUAUUGUCGCAGUGCGUGUGGCAGAAAAACUGCUGAUAUUCCGACCGAAGAAGAAGAGGAAGAGUUGGAAAUUCGCAGAGCACCGGCAUGCGCUCGAAAAAAAUCGUCCGGGUCGUCGCGUCAACGAGACGGAAGUGCUCGGAUCGCAGGACGAAAGUUGUCCGAACGGUACUCGGAUUUGCCAGAGCGAUCUCUAUUGGUGGACGAGCGUCAAACACGAAGACCAAAAUCGAUGAGGCCCGUGAGCGGAAAACCUUCUAAAUUGCUGGGAAUUCAGUACGAAUCGAUUUGUAGUAUUAAGUGCGAUCGCUGCGGUGGCACAUCGAGACUAACCCCGAGAACAACCUCGUCGCGGAAUGCAACGUGUCGACUCCAGGACAGCCAGUAUUUUAUCGACAGAUCAAACGGCGAUGACGUUUCCGAGGAGCCGACGGGGGAUCCAUCGAGUCGUCAGACGACGUUGAGACGAUCGAAGGAGUCGCGAUCGCCGAUUUACGAAUCUAAAGAAAAAGGCUUAGCGAUCUGCGACUAUGAGACCGACGAUGACAGGAAUGAGAUUCGAGCAAAUUCUAAAUCACGAGGCGUUAGAAAUUCACGAGAGACGAAAAAUCUCAAACACUUUUUGACCCGGGCCGAUGGUCGGUAUGAGGAAAAAACAAUCUUCAAAAGUAACAAGGGCCACUGGGCAGAACGAUAAAUUACAAACGCAAAUAUCAAACUAUCCCCAAAAUGGAAAAAUCAAAGAAAUCAUCAUCGAUCCCACCAACCACGUCGUGUAUCGUAUAUUUUUGUAAAUGUUUAUCUCUCACACAUCGACGUUUAGAAAUUACGAAAUUUCAAAAUUAAGAAAUUACGAAAACAAACGAAAAAAAAAAAACUAAAUCAGCUGUGCAUAUCUCUAUUAAAUAUGUGUCCAAAUAUAUUUUCCCUCUUCUCAAUUUUAUUCAUGAAAUUAAAUCAAUUAAGGGCAAUUCGAUCUUGAUACUGUCAAUGAGGCAUGAGGAAAGCAAUAUUGUAAAUACUACUUUCAAAAUUUGAUUAAAGGCAAGAAAGAAAAAUCUGUAAAAACACGAUACGCUCGAGCACAAAUCGAGUCGUGAAUGUAUAACACCAGAGAGAAAAAUAAAUUCUCGAAACUGUACAUUGAAAAAGAUAAA
Molecule: messenger RNA, 2156 nt
Organism: Venturia canescens
Lineage: Eukaryota; Metazoa; Arthropoda; Insecta; Hymenoptera; Ichneumonidae
Exons: 5
Coding region: 275-1696 (473 amino acids)
Source: RefSeq, a predicted model, not a curated record